AUGACAUUUGAUGAAUUUGAAAUUCUUAUUAAAAAAAUGAAAUUAAAUUUAAAAAUUUUAUCAUUAGAUAUUAAAGAUGAAGAUAUGUCAUAUCUUAAUGCUAAACGAUGGGAAAAUUUUCUUCAAGAAAAUUUAUCAAAAUUAGAAAAAUUUUAUUUUAAAAAAAUGGUACAUUUUUCGGAAAAUUAUACAACACCAAUGUAUUUAGGAGAACAAAAUGAAUUUAGUUCAACAUUUUGGAUUGAACGUCGAUGGAUAUUUAAAGUUGAAAAUGAUUUUGAACAUUUAAUUUAUUCAAUUCAACCAUAUAAGAAAAAAUGGUAUGAAUAUGGUUCUAAAUCAAACCAAUUAUCAAAAUUUGUUGAAUUUGAAAUAGCUGAUGUGUCACCUGGACAUUGGGUAGAAUCAAUCAGUAUUAAGGAUCAUGUUUAUCAUGCAUUGACUACUACACAAAUCUGUCAUUUACAAAUCUCAACAGCAAUUUCUCUUGAAGAGUUAUAUAAAAUUUUAGUUCUUUUACCAGAUAUUGAAACAUUAACAUUAUCUCGAUUAUCAUUUACUGAUCCAACAUCUAUGAGUGAUGAAGAACGUGAAGCAUUAUAUUUAUUAUUUCAUGAAAAUCAUUUUCAAAAAAUUUCUUUUAGUGAUGUUGAACAAAUGGCAGAUAUUUAUUUUUUAAUGAUUAUUUGUCCUCAUGUUAAUCAUCUUCAUGUUCAUUGUAAAGAUUAUAAACAUGCUGAAUCAUUUUUAGGAUUUAUAUUAUGUCAUCUUCGAUCAAAAACAGAUAAUAAACUUCGAUUAUUAUCAAUUUCUAUGCCAAAGUUUGCCAAUGAUAUGAUCGAAUAUUUAACUAAAAUAAUUAAAGAAAAGAAAUUACUUAAUGAUUUUAUUAUUGAACAAGUUAAAAAUGAUGUUUAUAUAAAAUGGAUAUGA
Messenger RNA from Adineta steineri, 933 nucleotides. The record is from the annotation of a GenBank genome assembly. NCBI's taxonomy places the organism in Eukaryota, Metazoa, Rotifera, Eurotatoria, Adinetida, Adinetidae.